Strongylus vulgaris is the source of this 213-nucleotide messenger RNA. NCBI's taxonomy places the organism in Eukaryota, Metazoa, Nematoda, Chromadorea, Rhabditida, Strongylidae. The record is from the annotation of a GenBank genome assembly.
UUUCAGCAUCAUGGCGAGACGGAGCUCCAUUUUGUAAAUGGAUUCUUCACCUAUGUCGCCUUUCUAGUGAUACUUAUUGCUGGUGUAUUUGUUCUACCGCUCUUCUUCUUGUGGGUGCCCUUCUGCGUUGAAACGUUCAAAGAUGUUGAACACUACUGCCCCUCUUGCAAAGCGUGGAUUGGAACCUACAGACGCCUGGGAAAAAGCACCUGA